Podarcis lilfordi (Lilford's wall lizard) is the source of this 5008-nucleotide messenger RNA. The record is from the annotation of a GenBank genome assembly. NCBI's taxonomy places the organism in Eukaryota, Metazoa, Chordata, Lepidosauria, Squamata, Lacertidae.
AUGUUGGUAAAUGCAAGAAGUCCUUCCAGUACACUCCUGUGUGCAUUUACCCCGAAGUAAAGUCCACUGAGAAGCACCUGGGAGUCAGGAAAUGUGGUUUACUGGAGAAAAAAAUCCCUUUGAACUCAGUGGGAUUUGCCUGUAUGUAUAUUUCAGUGCCUGUUGUCUUUGUCCAUGGAGUUUUCUUGGCAGGGAUACUGGAGUGGCUUGCCGGUUCCUGCUCCAGGUGGAUCACGUUUGGUCAAAACUCUCCACUAUGACCUGUCCAUCUUGGGUGGCCCUGCAUGGCAUAGCUCAUAGCUUCUCUGAGUUAUUCAAGCCCCUUCGCCACGGCAAGGCAGUGAUCCAUGAAGGGGAUCCAUGAAGUGCCUGGCGUGCUCUGGUCCAUGGAGUCACGAAGAGUCGGACAUGACUAAACAACAACAUAUUUCAGUGCCUACAUGAGGGUGCAAAUCCAGGAGCAUAUAUUCUGAAGGCAGUGGCACUAGCCUCUGAAUAAACAUAAAUAAGUCUGGGCUGCCCCGAACUUCAGCUCUGCCCCUUUAAGACUCCAAACACCCUUCUUUAGAGCUGGCCUUUCGGAUUCUAGAACAGAAGGGCUUUCAAAUUUCCACAAACAGUAGCAUCUCUUUGCCCAGAGAGUGGGUGGGUAAUAUUUUGUAACGAGAAAAAGGAAGGACGACGGGGAAGGCAGCAGGUACUGAAUUAAAUAUUUCUGGCAUCUCAUCCUUUCAAAAAAAUGUUUUUUCCACAAUAUGUAUUUCAGAUGUGACACAAUUUGGAAACAAACCUCUAAAAAGUGUAUUUGACAUGGGGUAGAGCUUUCCCCUAUCUCAGCAACCUUCUGACCCAUGUAAGGUGUGAGAAAGAUAGAAAGAAAUUCCUUGGGCGAGAGAUCUUAAGCACAUAUGCAGAAGGGAGUUCAUCCGUUGUACCUCUGCAUGAUGUUCGCCCAAGCAGUCUGCUCCGGAAGUGAUUAACUGUGACUAUACCCCUUUAUGGGGCAAAAUUUGUCCAGUAAUUCCUGGAGAGCAUGCAAGUCUUCAAGGAGGGUGCCUGUCGCCCCUCUCUCUGUGUGUCUCUUGUCUCUUUCCUUCUUUCCGUCCAGCCUCCCACUGGGGAAUGAGUCCUUGUGGUCUGUACAGCAUCAAUCUCAAUUCAAUUGCUGUGGGAUCGCAGGAGGAAUUUCCCUGUUGCCCUUCUGAAUGAGUCACUGCCUCCUUCCGAUCAGAUUCACGCCCCCAAAAGCAAACCUUUCUCUCCCCUUGCAGUCUCCCCUUUGUGAGAGCAAAGUAACAAAAGCAAACCUUUCUCUCCCCUUGCAGUCUCCCCUUUGUGAGAGCAAAGUAACGCCUCCCAUUUUAAUUCAGAAAAUAAGCGCUAAAAAGGUAAAGGGUAAAGGGACCCCUGACCAUUAGGUCCAGUCGCGGACGACUCUGGGGUUGUGGCGCUCAUCUCACUUUAUUGGCCGAGGGAGCCGGAGUACAGCUUCCGGGUCAUGUGGCCAGCAUGACUAAGCUGCUUCUGGCGAACCAGAGCAGCGCACGGAAAUGCCGUUUACCUUCCCACUGGAGCGGUACCUAUUUAUCUACUUGCACUUUGACGUGCUUUCGAACUGCUAGGUUGGCAGGAGCAGGGACCUGCUAGGUUGGCAGGAGCAGGGACCUGCUAGGUUGGCAGGAGCAGGGACCGAGCAACGGGAGCUCACCCCAUCGCGAGGAUUCGAACCGCCAACCUUCUGAUCAGCAAGUCCUAGGCUCUGUGGUUUAACCCACAGCGCCACCCGCUAUCAGACCUUUAAAAAAAAAAAAAGCUGUCAGCAGCUUUGGAAAACACUGCCCUUUUGUUAUCUGACCCUAAUUCCUCUCCCUUUUCCGGACCCAUUGCACAAGACCCCUCCAGUGCUGUAAAACCUCCGCCCCAAUAGAUGUCUCUGUGGGGAGGCGAGAAGGUAAACAAGCCGGUGCAAAGUGACUCUCCUUUUUCUCCGCCAGGUCUCCUCUUGUCUUCCGAUUUGGGGAGAGAAAAAAGAAGGGAAGGAAGAGGAGAGGGAGAAACUUCGGAAGGAUCCAAAACGGAGGAAGAUUUGCAGAGAGAGAGAGAGAGAGAGAGAGAGAGAGAGGCCUUGGGAUGAAAGCCAAAGGAAAGGUGAGCAAAGAGUCCCUUGUCGCUCCACAUUUUACCUCCCGCAUUUGGAUCUGCUUGAUUCGGAUCAGGGCGUGUUUACAUUAGGAUCCAGGAGCGGAGAAGCAGCCAGCCCCCCCCUUGCCCCACAGCCCCACUUUCUCGCCUUCCGCACCCGUCACUUUUUCUCGCAAAGCUUUCCCUAAUAAUAUUUCGCCAGCCUUCCCCAAAAACCCCGUCCUUUCCCCCCUUGUCUUGGACCCUGGCCGGCUGUCCUGGUUGGGUAAGCAGAAGAAGGCAGACAGGACUCAACCCGGUGCUACGCCACACAAAGACCCCCCCCACCCAUCCCGGUCCUGGGUGCGAGUUCCUUUGCAAGAUGGGUGUGUCCAGACUGGCAGGUUUGGCUUGCACAGCCCCAGACUCUUUAACCGGCUGUUAGCACACACUCCUUGGCCUUAAGAUUAUUUCCAUUUACAGUAUUUAAUUUGUUAAGCCAUCUAACUGGCUCGGUGGGCAGUGCUUUGCAUUCAGAAAGUCCUGGGUUCAAUUUCUGGUGGGCCUGAGAGAGUCCCGCUCUCUCAAACUCCAGAGAGCUGCUACCAGUCAGCAUAGACAACACUGAACUAAAUGGAGCAAUUGCUGGCUUGGUAAUAAGGAAGCUUCCCUGUGUUUCUAUUCAGCCGGCUCUUUAUUCGGAAUCAUGAGGACUAGAAUCUUAAGGUUACUCUUGAUAAUAAAAUAAUAAUAAUAAUAAUAAUAAUAAUAAUAAUAAUAAUAAUUUAUUUAUACCCCGCCCAUCUGGCUGGGUUUCCCCAGCCACUCUGGGCGGCUUCCAACAGAAUAUUAAAAUGCAAUAACCUAUUAAACAUUAAAAGCUUCCCUAAACAGGGCUGCCUUCAGAUGUCUUCUAAAAGUCUGGUAGUUGUUGUUCUCUUUGACAUCUGAUGGGAGGGCGUUCCACAGGGCGGGCGCCACCACCGAGAAGGCCCUCUGCCUGGUUCCCUGUAACUUGGCUUCUCGCAAUGAGGGAACCGCCAGAAGGCCCUCAGAGCUGGACCUCAGUGUUCGGGCAGAACAAUGGGUGUGGAGACGCUUCUUCAGGUAUACUGGACCGAUUCCUAGGGAGCCCUGCGUCAGAGAUAGAGGACAUGCACUGCAUGCGGGAAGUCCAGCCCCCAAUGGCAUCCGCAGGUCGGGUUGGGAGAGGCCCCUGCAACAGAAUUGUGUUUUCAGAAUCAUGAGGACUGGAGUCUUGCUUUAUUUUUAAGGGGAGGGCUGUGGCUCAGUGGUGAGAGCAUCUGCUUUGCACGCAGAAGGUCCAAGGUCCAGUCCCCAUUGGAUUCGAACCCGGGGCAACCUAGUCCUAGCCUAACACUAACCAUUUCACUGCACUGCCAUUUAGCCCUAGAAAUGUAUUUAUCUGUUUAUUUGAUUUCUGUCCCGUGUUUGCUCCCAAAGGAGCCUGCAAAGCAUAAUCAAUGGAACAAUAUAUAAUUAAAGCGCUACAAAAUGUAAAGUGGCUAAAGUAAAAAUAACAACAAUAAUAUUCAGAAUUGAAACGUUGAAGGAGUGAGGAGAGUGCGCAGCCCAUAGGUAACCAAGGUUAGCUUGCUGCUGCUUCUUUCCUCCUCCCUCCUCCUCCCUUUUUCCUUGUGUGCCGUGUCUUGCUACCAAUCUUUGUAAGCCGCUCAGCUAAAGGGUGGGGGUUAAAAUGAAUAAAUUUUGAGGGAACUGGGUGGGGUGGGGUGGAGAGUUAUAUGUUGCACCUCCAGCUGAAGGUGGAUUUGCACCGAUCCUGCUCUCCCCUUCACCUCCCUCCUGGGUUGUUUGAAACCCAGGUCCCAGCCGUUGCCUGGAUCCAACCAGGCUGCAGAGCUAAGCUGUUUCCCCACCCCCAACCCCACCCUUAGGACCGGCUUGGCAGCUUCCCUCUUGCAAAAACACCCCACAACCACCACCCCAAAGCUAUGCAACAACCACGGCAACUGAGUGUUCAGCUGACUGACGGCUGGCCAUUCCCCUCCCUGAUCGGGUCGCGUGGGGAGAGGGGAGCAGCUGGCUCUGCCCUCCCCAAUUUACCUAGAUCCCCGGCUUUCAUCUAAAAAGACAGAGAGCUAUAGCAGAUCCAUGCAUUUAAAGUCCAUUCAUCUCCCAUCUGAAGCAUGUGACUUCCCCAAGGAAUCCUGGGAAGUGUAGUUUCCAACCUCAUCAAGCUCCAGUUCCCAGGAUUCUUUGGGGGGAGCCAUUCUGUGCUUUCCAUUUAUGGGCCAGAAAGGAAAUAUGGUUCUGUCCAAUCGGGAGAGGAAAGAACGCUUCCAGCUGAGGGUGGUGGGGCCUCGGAGCGUAAUAUGGCCCUUGGGACCUCUCCCUGUGGCCCCCGGGGGCACACCCCUCACCUGCCUCGCUUUGCACCCUCCCAGAGUGCUUUCUCCUGCUGUAAAUACGUCAUUCCACCCUGAUCAUGCCUUUUACAUGUUUGGAUGGAGGAGAGAGAGAGAGAUUAUGUAUGGAAGCCAGCCUACUGUGCAAAGGUACUCAUGGCUCCACCCACUUUUACCUGUGGCCCCGCCCACCCCCGCAUGCGGCCCCUGAAAGCCUGCCUGGAAGGGAAUUCCACCCUUGGUUGGUCUGGAAAAGACCCACCCCAAUUUCAGUCCUUGGAAGUGAAAACAUACAUGGCUUUUAAAUGAAAUUCUUCCGUGGAAGCGAGGUGAAGGUGUGUCCAGGUGGAAAAAUCCAGGUGUUUCUCUUACCACCCUCUUCCCUUCUUUUUUUAUUGCCAGGAUCCUGCCGCCCGGCUGAUUUAAAACCCCUCCGGCUGAGCCGCUCUUUCUGCAAAGGCAAGCUGUCAACAACCCGCCAAACUCGCUCUAGAGACUGA